AUGAAGAUUUCAAAUUUUAUAGCAUUGUGUAUUUCAUUUGCAGCGGGAAAACGAGAGUAUCGGAUUCGUCAGAGAUCGCUAAAGGAGGUCAAAGUGAAACGAGACGGGCUGAUGUACCAACCAGCUGGAGGCAUGAACAUUCUACAAAGAAGCACAAAAUUUCUCAAACGAAACGGAAAAGUCAAAACUGGCGAAGUCGACAACAUCAAGGUCCUCACUCAAGCUGAUAAAGACGUUCUGGUGGCAUCUGCGAAUUUGCGUCGCGCGGCCGUAAAGCCCCGUCCCGCAAAUAUGAAAUAUGUGACUUGGGAUGAAAGCCUUGCCUCAUCCGCAGCAGAACACGCUCGUCGAUGCCAAUUUGGCCAUUCGACAGCCGACCAGCUUCGCCACUCGAAAUGGGGCUACACGAUUGGAGAAAACAUCGCGGUCUUUAGAGGCCCAAAGACCUUCGAAACGGACCAUUUCGUCUGGGUCACUGAUGGUUUUUACGACGAGCGAAAAUACUACAACUACGAAACGGGCCAUUGCGAAGCGCAAUGCGGCCAUUACGAAGUUCUCGUUCACGCCGAACAGGAAAAAAUGGGCUGCGCGGUCUCAAGUUGCACCUCAGUCGUCGACGCGUUCAUGAAGCUGAGCCGGGUUGAGCUCGGAGAGAACCCCUUUCACGUUGUGGUUUGCCACUACGCACCUGUCGUCAUGACGCCAAGUUUAUACGAGAAAGGUGGUUUCUGCGGAAAAUGCCCAAGAGGUUGGAACGGUGGUUGUAUUGCAGGACUUUGUACUUCAGAAAGUGAACCUGCUCCGGCGCCGCCAGCGCGGCUUAUCGCCGGCAUUCGCACGGACUCCGGAUUGACUGACCAUGAUUUCGACAGAUCCGUCUUUGAAUGGUCCGAAUGGUCAUCCUGCACCCGAACCUGCGGAAUCGGAAUCAAAUGGCGUUUCCGAAUGUGCGAAGGUUGCCAAGGCCCCGAAGGUGAGAUGCAGCAAUGCCGAGUCGCUCUCUGCCCAGCGAGCUCUUCAAGCUCUUCAACAGCGGUUGCUUCGAAGCCGAAGUUUUUGAGCUGGUCGAAUUGGUCGGCUUGUGAUAAAACUUGCGGAUCAGGUAGGAGGAUUAGAAAUAGAAAGUGUAGCAAGCCGUGGGGAUGCUCUGGGGUAAGUGCUGAGGCGGAAUCGUGCUGGGCUGGAAUGUGCAACUCUUGGGGAGCCUGGGGAAGUUGGAAUCAGUGCAACGUCAAAUGUGGCUCUGGAACUCAAACUCGAACUCGAAUUUGCGUUGGUGGCAAUUCUUGCGCUGGUCCUCGAUCUGAAACGAAAAUUUGCGAUCGACCAUGUUCCACUUCGGCUCCAGCUGGUUUCUUGGCAAGAGGGUUGGCGACAUUGAAUGGCAACUGCGCUUUUGAUAUGAAGAGAAGAGAGCUUGAGUGCAAAGCGAGUAAUCUUGAACAUAUUCCUCCUUUUGAGCGCGAUUUUGCUAGCCGACAAGGAAAACAACAACGAAUCAAGCUCAUGAAAAAUCUCAACUUCGAAGGAAACGCCAUAGAAGAUCUCGGACACCUCAAUGGCUAUUGCAAGUUUGCGAAGGGAAAGAUCGACACGAUCAAUCUCGCGAAAAACAAGCUAAAAUCUCUCCGCGCCGCCGAUUUCAGCUCUUGUCGCCAAAUCAGGGAGCUGAAUAUUUCAGAAAAUCCACUUUCUUCACUCGAUAUUGCAGCUUUCAAAAACAUCAGAAAGCUAUCAAAGCUUGUUGUUUCCAAAGAUUUAUCUAGCUGCUGGGGCAUUCAAGAUGUUGCUGAUCUAAUGAUGCUUUCCAAUCGGCUUGGAAUGCAACUUGAAGUUGUAUAA
Messenger RNA from Oikopleura dioica, 1842 nucleotides. NCBI's taxonomy places the organism in Eukaryota, Metazoa, Chordata, Appendicularia, Copelata, Oikopleuridae. The record is from the annotation of a GenBank genome assembly.